Magnusiomyces paraingens is the source of this 2166-nucleotide messenger RNA. RefSeq lists its product as uncharacterized. The record is from RefSeq and is a predicted model, not a curated record. The coding region runs from base 1 to 2166 and encodes 721 amino acids. Gene Ontology annotation, cellular component: nucleus; HDA1 complex. NCBI's taxonomy places the organism in Eukaryota, Fungi, Ascomycota, Dipodascomycetes, Dipodascales, Dipodascaceae. The transcript has a single exon.
AUGGAUCUUGGCAGAAUUCUCGACGGAACUCCAGAACCGCCGGCCAUUGUGCCUUCCUUGGACUUCUUUUCUGGAGGCAAACGCGCACCAGCUGAUAAAAACUCGGCACUGGACUAUGUCCUCCCAGUGCCAAUGACACCCUUCCAAAAACAACUCACUGACGACGUCGUUUCAUUACAUUAUUCAGACAUCUUGCGGUUUUUUGAAUGUGGCUCUCUAGAUAACCAAGUUCUUCAUGACUCCCUUGCUAGUCUCUACGCAAACACACAGCUUGUCGCAACUCACCCAUACCUUUUGGUCCAACAUUACCUGCCACCAAACCUAUUGCUUAAGGAUGUGCCAAAUCGACUCACAAACUCCUCCGGGAAGUUUGCUGUUCUAGUCAAACUCAUCGACAUGUUGCGCGACAAGAAAGUAGAUGUGGCUCUUGUCUCGCGUGCUGGUAAAUCUUUCGAUCUCAUUGAGGCCCUCCUCCUCGGCCGCGCAGUUAACUACCGUCGCUACUCGGGCUCGUAUCUACGCCAGUCGACCAAAUCUUUUAAAAAAGCUUCUACUAUUCAUCUGUUCCCAUCUUCACACCUUUCAUCAACUUACAUUGGUUCAGAACGUUUUCACCUUGUCAUUGCCUUCGAUCUCACUUUUAAUCCCGAAGAUGCACACAUAACUGCUAUUCGUACCCAGGGCCGUGGGGCCAAUGACACUCCGGCACCCAUCAUCCGUCUUAUCCCUUAUUACUCGGCUGAACAUAUUGUUUAUAAAUUCCAGAACAUCAAGUCUGACGAUGAAACCCUCUAUAUGAAGCGUGUGGUUGCAGCCAUUGUUGUGCUGCGUGGUCGCGCUGGUUCAGUCCCCGUGGACUUGCGACCCCAUUACGCGUCUGGCUUGAAAUUCUUGGCUCCAUGGCUCGAAGACCCAGUGACACAUCCCUGGACAUUACCAAAAACACCAGAUAUUGAAAUCUACUCAGCUCAAGAUGUAGAAAAGUCACUUCUAACUGAAGUCAAUGUCGACGCAAAACACCCAAUCGAUCCUGAAAGCUCUACAAACUUUUAUUCAACCUCCAUCAGUAGUAACCAGCAUGAUAAUAGCAGCAAUAACCAGGCAAAUGGUCACUCCCAUAACAACCACUCGUCUAACUCCUCCUCAUCUUCCACCUCUCAGCCAUAUAGUUAUUCUCUGGCCAAUGGUGUCCCAAAACAAUUUACAAAAUCAGGCCGCGACCUGUCCCACCCAAAUAUUCAUCGCUAUUACCCUGAAGAUGAAAAUGAAAAUGAUGAAUACUACAAUGCAAAGCGCCUGAAGCGCGAACGGUACUCACCUGGCGAUCCAGAAACCGCUACUUCAUUUUUGGCUCCUCCUGGCGGAGGGCUCUAUCAGCAACAAUCCGAUCGCCAGAUUUUGACGCACAAGAUUCUGCGGCGGCUGGAUAAUGCCACACGCGACCUAGCUUUACGCCAGGCAGAAGUUACAUCACUACGCUCCCAGGCUUCUGUGCGUCAGUCUAUGUAUGAGGAUCUUAGUACCGAAGCUGGGAAGCUGGUCACACAGAUUUCCACUCUCAAAGAGCAGUUGCAAGUUCAAGAGCGCAAAUCCGAGCGCUCUGACGCCGAGGUGGAAAAACUUACCACCAAAAUCGAGCAACAAACAAAGGAUCUUGAGGAAGCACGUGAGAUGCUAGCAAAUGGCCCACCAGAACUCGCGACUCUCGAAAAGCAGCUUGUGCGCAUUGCUGAACUCGAAGACUUGGUGAAAAAAGCAAAUGAACGUGCCGAUCUCCGUACCACAGAAAAUGAGUACAUGCGCUCAGAGUACCAAAAGGCUUCUACAGCUGCCACUGAUGCUCUUGAGGAAGUCAAAACUCUUACGACAGCUAAAAAAGCACUUGAAGUUCGUCUGGAAUCUCGGGCAAUUGAGCUUAACCGUCUUACUUUUGAUGAAGAACGCAAAAUUAAAGACCUACGUAUUGCUGAACUAGAAACUAGGGCUGGAAACAUUGAAGAACAUCUCAAACGUCUUCAAAAGGCCGAGCGCCAUCAGCCCACUCGUUCCCGCUAUGGCAUGCGUAACUCCAGCUCCAAUAGUAGGCGGAACAAUUCACCUUCUGUAUCAGGUGGUUCUGGAAGCAAUAAUGGUAACGGACGUAGGGGAUCUCCCGCAAUAAGUUAA